AUGCUCUCCACAUUCCUCCUGGCCCUCGCGCCCCUCGUCGCCGCGACGUCGUCAUCGAAACGCGGCCUUGUCUUCACCCCCAAUUCCAAUUGGCCCCAGGACAACCAGAUCUGGGUCCAGCCGGGCUCCGACCUGACGUGGUACUACAACUAUCAGGAGAUUCCCAGCCCGGCCUAUGCCUCCAAAUCUCAGGAGGAGUUCGAGUUCGUGCCCAUGAUGUGGGGUGUCACGUCUAAUCCCGAUGACACGACAUUCCUCAAGAGCGUCAAGAGCCUGAUCAAGGACAAGGGCAUCAACAUCACCCACGCCCUCGCCUUCAACGAGCCCGACGGUCCUACCCAGUACGGCGGCAGCGACAUAGCCCCCGCCAUCGCCGCCAAAGCCUGGGUCGCCAACUUCAUCCCUCUGCAGGAGCUUGGCGUCAAGGUCGGCCUGCCUGCCUGCACCGGCGCCCCCGCCGGGCUGCCGUGGUUGAAGCAGUUCCUCGGCAACUGCUCCGACAUCAUCAGCGACGGCGGAGAGAAGAAGAACUGCACCUACGAUUUUCUUCCCGUGCAUUGGUACGACAACUUUGGGGGUCUGGCCAGCCACAUUGGCGAGCGAGUUGCCAAUUUCCCCGACACCAAGAUCUGGGUCACCGAAUAUGCUUAUGCCCACCAGGAGCUCGCCGCCACCCAGGAGUUCUACAACAUGAGCGCCGACUACUUUGACCGCAUCGAUUACAUCGAGCGGUACACCUACUUUGGUGCCUUCCGCUCCAAGACUAGCAACGUCGGCCCCAAUGUCCCCUUCCUCAACAACGACGGCAAGGUCACCGAUAUCGGUGCGUGGUACAUGGGAAUGGUCUCGACCGGCGUCAACCCCCAGUCUGGCGACAAGAGUGCCGCUCUUCGAGGGACGGCCCCGGUGCUCGGCGCCUUCGUGGCGGCCCUCGCUGGUGUUGCAUUUACACUCACUUCGUGA
Messenger RNA from Colletotrichum higginsianum IMI 349063, 963 nucleotides. RefSeq names its product F5 8 type c domain protein. The record is from RefSeq and is a predicted model, not a curated record. Gene Ontology annotation, cellular component: fungal-type cell wall. NCBI's taxonomy places the organism in Eukaryota, Fungi, Ascomycota, Sordariomycetes, Glomerellales, Glomerellaceae. Gene Ontology annotation, biological process: fungal-type cell wall polysaccharide metabolic process. The transcript has 2 exons. Bases 1 to 963 code for a protein of 320 amino acids.